AGCCUAGUCCACCGCCCGAACGUUCUCCAGGCUUCCACUGCCUUCCACAUCCUUCGCUUCGGUUCUCCUGCUUUUGCUUCUUCUCCAAAACCCUGGAAAAAUUUUUGCCCUAAACCCUCAACUCGCUAAGCUUCGUCUCCAUGGCCACCCGAUCUGCCGCCGCCAAGCUCGCCAGGUCCGCCCGUGCCGCGGCCCGUGCCCGGGCCGCCUCCUCCCUCGCCGUUUCCGCUCCCCGCAUAGCCGGAAUCCCUUCCGUCUCGUCUCGCUCAUCUAAUGACACCAUUAGAGCCAUUGCUUCCUUUCGAAGUACGCUCCAGAGCCGCUGCUUUCACUCGUCGUUGCCCUCUCAGUCCAGCACUGGCGGCUCGCCCCAGAUUAGUGAAGGGGAACUUACACAGAUGGCAUUAGAAGGAAUUAUUGGUGCGGUUGAAGCCGCUCGAGUGAACAAGCAACAAGUUGUAGAAACGGAACAUUUAUUGAAGGCUCUCCUGGAGCAGAAGGAUGGUUUGGCAAGACGAAUUUUCAGUAGAGCUGGAAUUGAUAACACGACAGCAUUGCAGGCCACUGUUCAAUUUAUAUCCCAGCAACCAAAGGUGAUUGGUGACACAAGUGGACCUAUUUUUGGGCAAAAUCUUUUGAGUCUCUUGGAAAAUGCCAAGAAAUACAAAAAAGAGUUUGGAGAUGAGUUCUUAUCAGUUGAGCACUUUAUUCUAUCAUUCUAUUCAGACAAAAGGUUUGGGCAACAAUUUUUCAAAAAUCUUGGACUUGGAGAAAAAGAGCUGAGAGAUGCUAUAUCAGCAGUCCGUGGAAGCCAGCGUGUCACUGAUCAGAAUCCAGAAGGGAAGUACGAAGCAUUGGUGAGGUAUGGGAAUGACCUGACAGAACUUGCCAGGCGAGGUAAGUUAGAUCCUGUUAUAGGCCGUGAUGAUGAGAUUCGGCGUUGCAUUCAGAUAUUGUGCAGGAGAACCAAAAACAAUCCUGUUAUAAUUGGUGAACCUGGUGUGGGGAAAACUGCCAUAGCCGAAGGUUUAGCUCAGCGGAUUGUACGAGGGGAUGUUCCUGAACCUUUAAUGAACAGAAAGCUGAUCUCAUUGGAUAUGGGGGCGUUAAUUGCUGGUGCUAAAUUUCGUGGGGACUUUGAGGAAAGAUUGAAAGCUGUUCUGAAAGAAGUUACUGCUUCUAACGGACAGAUCAUCUUGUUUAUUGAUGAAAUCCACACUGUUGUUGGUGCAGGAGCUUCUAAUGGAGCAAUGGAUGCUGGGAACCUGUUAAAACCAAUGCUUGGACGAGGAGAGCUCCGUUGUAUUGGGGCGACCACAUUGAAUGAAUACAGAAAAUACAUUGAAAAGGACUCUGCUUUAGAACGGCGAUUUCAGCAAGUCUACUGUGGACAACCUUCUGUUGAGGAUACCAUAUCCAUCCUGCGUGGACUGCGUGAGCGAUAUGAGUUGCAUCAUGGUGUUAAGAUAUCGGAUAGUGCUCUCGUUGCAGCUGCGGUUCUGUCAGAUAGAUAUAUUACUGGCCGAUUUUUGCCUGAUAAAGCCAUUGACCUUGUUGAUGAGGCAGCUGCAAAGCUGAAAAUGGAGGUAACAUCUAAACCCACAGAAUUGGAUGAAGUAGACAGAGCAAUCUUGAAACUAGAGAUGGAGAAACUUUCACUGCAAAAGGACACCGACAAAGCAUCCAAAGAACGAUUGAGCAAGUUGGAGGCUGAUCUUGAAUUGCUUAAACAAAAGCAGACAGAACUUGCUAAACACUGGGAGCAUGAGAAAAACCUUAUGAAUCAAAUUCGAUCAAUCAAGGAGGAGAUUGAUAGAGUCAACCUGGAGAUGGAAGCCGCCGAACGGGAGUAUAACCUGAACCGUGCCGCAGAACUGAAGUAUGGGACACUGAUUUCUCUUCAGAGACAGCUUGAAGAGGCUGAGAGGAAGCUUGCCGAGUUCCAACAGUCUGGAAAUUCGAUGCUAAGGGAAGAAGUUACUGAUUUUGAUAUUGCUGAAGUUGUUAGCAAGUGGACUGGUAUCCCAGUCUCAAACCUUCAGCAGUCAGAGAGGGAGAAGCUGGUUUCCUUAGAAGAUGUCCUCCACAAGAGAGUUGUGGGCCAGGAUAUGGCAGUCACAUCAGUGUCCGAUGCUAUUCGCCGCUCUAGAGCAGGACUCUCAGACCCUAACCGGCCAAUAGCAAGCUUCAUGUUCAUGGGUCCAACUGGUGUUGGUAAAACAGAAUUGGCCAAAGCUCUUGCAUCUUACCUAUUCAACACUGAAAAUGCACUUGUUAGGAUUGACAUGAGUGAGUACAUGGAGAAGCAUGCGGUUUCCCGGUUAAUUGGAGCACCACCUGGUUAUAUUGGGUAUGAGGAAGGUGGUCAGCUGACUGAAGUUGUUAGGCGGAGACCUUACUCUGUUGUUCUCUUCGAUGAAAUCGAGAAGGCGCACCAUGAUGUCUUUAACAUUCUCUUGCAGCUCCUCGAUGAUGGAAGAAUCACUGAUGCACAGGGAAGAACAGUUAGCUUUACAAACUGUGUCAUCAUUAUGACAUCAAACAUUGGGUCACACCUCAUUCUUGAUACUCUUAAGAACACUCAGGAUGCGAAGGAGGUAGUGUAUGACCUAAUGAAAAAGCAAGUUGUGGAUCUGGCUCGGCAAACUUUCCGCCCGGAGUUUAUGAACCGAAUAGAUGAGUACAUUGUUUUCCAGCCUCUUGACUCUGAGCAAAUCAAGCGCAUUGUUCAAAUUCAGCUGAACCUGGUGAGGGACCGGCUAAAACAGAAGAAGAUUGAUCUGCACUUUACACAAGAAGCAAUUGAGUUGCUGGAAACAUUAGGUUUUGACCCGAACUUUGGAGCAAGGCCUGUGAAAAGGGUGAUACAACAGAUGGUGGAGAACGAACUAGCAGUCGGACUUCUGAGAGGAGAUUUCAAGGAAGAGGAUGCAGUCAUCCUUGAAGUCGUCAGUAUAUCAUCACUAAACAAAAGUCUCCCUCCAAAGAAGAAGCUAGCUCUCCGGAAACUGGAAAAUGCUUCCUCAGGUGAAGAGUUCUUGGUUGCCAAUGACUAAACAAACCAAAUGUGAGUUGUUUCUUUUGUUUCAUUGAAUAGAGAUAUUCAUAGAAUAAGCAUUCUGACCAACACUGUUUCACAAAAAAGAAUGGAAAUGGCAUGAGUAUAUAUAUUAUAUGUUAUUAU
Messenger RNA from Dioscorea cayenensis subsp. rotundata (Guinea yam), 3184 nucleotides. Its product is annotated as chaperone protein ClpB3, mitochondrial-like. Gene Ontology annotation, biological process: protein refolding; cellular response to heat. NCBI's taxonomy places the organism in Eukaryota, Viridiplantae, Streptophyta, Magnoliopsida, Dioscoreales, Dioscoreaceae. Gene Ontology annotation, molecular function: ATP binding; ATP hydrolysis activity. Gene Ontology annotation, cellular component: cytoplasm. The record is from RefSeq and is a predicted model, not a curated record.